AUGGCCAUCUUCGAUCCGUUUAAACUCCGCCACAAACCACCGUCAAUUUUCCCGACGGCUGUUAAAACAGGUCAUGUUUUUUCAGUAGUCGCUAAGUUCUUUUUCACCAUAUGCAUCUUAAUCUCUGUUGCUAUGAUCUUCUCAUACAUCAUCUUCUCCGGUUGCUCCGAUUACCAAAGUUUUGCCAACCACCGCCGCUUUGGCCGUGACAAUGUACUCUCAACUACCAACUCCUCCUCUUCAAACAUCUUCCGGAAAAAUCAUUCCUCAGAAGCCACCGAUAUCUCCCACAUAUUUUUCGGGAUUGGUGGCUCCAUUCAAACGUGGAGAGAACGUAGCCGCUACACCGAGCUCUGGUGGCGACCAAACAACACCCGCGGAUUCGUAUGGCUUGACGAGGAGCCGCCUCUUAACAUGACGUGGCUCCCCACUUAUCCACCGUACAAAGUCUCGGCGGACACUUCCCGUUUCAAUUACACUUGUUGGUAUGGUACAAGAUCGGCUAUACGAAUGGCGAGAAUAAUCAAAGAGAGUUUUGAGCUAGGGUUAACGAACGUGAGAUGGUUCGUGAUGGGUGAUGACGACACCGUUUUCUUUGUAGACAAUCUUUUAACACUUCUUAGUAAGUACGACCACAAUCAAAUGUAUUACAUUGGAGGAAACUCGGAGAGUGUCGAACAAGACAUUGUUCACUCCUACGCCAUGGCUUACGGUGGCGGAGGGAUUGCAAUUAGCUAUCCAUUGGCUGUCCAGCUUGUAAAGAUACUCGACGGAUGCAUUGAUCGGUACGCAUCGUUAUAUGGAUCUGACCAGAAGCUUGAAGCUUGUAUUAGUGAGAUUGGAGUUCCCGCGACCAAGGAACUAGGGUUUCAUCAGGUUGACUUACGUGGCAACCCGUACGGUUUACUAGCUGCUCAUCCAGUGGCUCCUCUGGUAUCGCUCCACCACCUUGACUACGUUGAUCCAAUUUUCCCCGCAACGACACAAAUCGACGCCCUAAGAAGACUCAUAUCCGCCUACAAAAUGGAUCCAAGUCGGAUCCUCCAGCACAGCUUCUGCCAUGACACAACCCGGAACUGGUCUGUCUCCGUUUCUUGGGGCUAUACUAUUCAGAUUUAUCCGUCUCUAGUCACGGCUAAGGAGCUUGAGACGCCGUUCCUUACGUUCAAGUCGUGGCGGACGUCGAGUUCCGAGCCUUUCACGUUCGAUACCCGACCCAUCAGCGAAGAUCCUUGUGAGAGACCCAUUGUUUAUUUCCUGGACCGGGUUUAUGAAGAAGGGUCGGAUCAGUCUCUCACUACUUAUCGGAAGCAUGUUGAAGUGAGUGACAUGCAAUGUGAAUCUCCCGAGUAUUCUCGCGUGAGUUCAGUCGAUUUCAUCGACAUCUCCGUUGCUAAAUGGAUGCCGGAUCUCUGGAAAAUGGCACCACGUAGGCAAUGUUGUGAAAUUCUCAAUGGCAAAGAAGACUCGGAAUACGUUAUCAAUGUCAAUAUACGGCAUUUUAAUCCUUCCGAAAGUGUGACUCCUCAGUCCUAG
Eruca vesicaria subsp. sativa (arugula) is the source of this 1536-nucleotide messenger RNA. NCBI's taxonomy places the organism in Eukaryota, Viridiplantae, Streptophyta, Magnoliopsida, Brassicales, Brassicaceae. The record is from the annotation of a GenBank genome assembly.